This is a messenger RNA of Colletes gigas, 2685 nucleotides long. RefSeq lists its product as uncharacterized. The record is from RefSeq and is a predicted model, not a curated record. Gene Ontology annotation, cellular component: nucleus. Gene Ontology annotation, molecular function: zinc ion binding. The transcript is spliced from 3 exons. Lineage: Eukaryota; Metazoa; Arthropoda; Insecta; Hymenoptera; Colletidae. Bases 295 to 2436 code for a protein of 713 amino acids.
GUAGAGUGCGUGUCUGAGCAACUUGGCAAACAUAAUAGUCUCUAGCUAGUUAAUUUCGCCGGAACCGAUUUAGCCUAUCUAUGGCCUAUGGUAACAACACCAUUUACGGCAUUUACCAUUUCGCCAUGGAAAAAGUGAAAACGCACGGUAAAGAAGAAAGGAUAGCCGGCGCUGGUGAUUCUCCAAUCUCAUGGCACGAAUCUUUGUCUCCGGACAUUCUACGAAAGAAGGAUUAUUAAGAAAUAAAGGGAUUUAUCUCGUUUGCAUUUUACGAGUUGAUUGCGAUUAAGAAGAAUGGAGGAAGUAACAAAAUGUAAAUACAUCGAUUGUCUCGAUGCUAGAGAAAAGGAGCAUAUACUCCACGAACUUCCCGUUUGCGAUAUCAGUCUCUGUGUGAGAUGGUUGAUUAACAGUGGUCACGUAAAUCUGAUUGGAAAAGACUUGGAUGCGUUACGAUCUAUGAAAUUUUUUGUCUGUAACAGUCACUUUACGGAGGACUGCUAUCUCAGCAAAGGUACUUUGAAGGAAAAUGCAGUCCCUUCACCGCAUUGGAGUAACAUUUCGAGAAUGCUAAAGACAGCGAAAGCACACCGAAAAGUACAAUUAAACGGCCAAGAGAAUUCGACGGAGGAAGCGUCGACGAAUCAAGUUCUGGAGAAAAAUUGCCCGUUUGAAUUUGAAGUAGAUCAGUGGUGUAGAACUUGUGCUACUAAGAAGCAGAACCUUGUAAGUAUGACAACCAAGGGAAAGGGCACAGAGAUGAGCCUUCUAUCGAAACUGAAACUUUUGAUAGAAAUUGACGACGAGGAUGCGUUACCGACAAAGAUGUGCGACGAGUGUGUCGACAAGCUGGAACAAUCUUUCAAGUUUUUUCAACAAAUUUACAUAGCGGACAAUACUUUGCGUCAUGUAUUUCCAAAUACGCGAUUAAACAGCAUGCCUAGAAAGCCUUUACAUACGCUCGGUGAGCACAUGAGAAAAGAACAAACGGAAAAAAUAAAAGAGAAGAAAGAGGCAUCGGAGCAACAAGAUCCUGCACCAAGAAUUACGCGCGGUGGUUUAUUCCGUCGUGGUCGAGGUAGACCUCGUACUCGAGGAUAUGCCGGGAGAGCACGAUCGAGGCAUAGGCAGAGUCAAAUUACAUUAUCGAUUUCCAAUCAUAAGAGGGAGGAUAACACGGUUGGAAAUUCGCUUUACGAUUAUGCCGUAAAGGAACCGGUGAGAGAAAAGAACAACUACCGAAACGAGGAUAUACCGGUGCUCGACGAACAUAGGCAAGGUGGGACGGUGUUUUCGUUACUUACGGACACGUGUCAUAGCGACGAAGAACUCGAUUGGUCGGAUGUUAUAAAAUUGAUGAACCGGCAACAGUAUAAUGAUUCGAAGGAAAAUGACAAGUUUAUUCGAGUCGAGGAAAAAUUGGAAAGAAAGGUAGAAACGGAUACAGCAAAGGUGGAAACGACAACAACAACAACAUCAACAACAACAACAACAACAACAACAACAACCACAACAACGCCGCCGACGACGACGUCGACGAUGACGACGACGACGAAGACUGAGAGAGAGACCGAGGUAGAAACGAAACCGAAUAUUAAAAAGAAAAGCAUUGUUAAGGUGGAGGAGAGUAAGGUUGGAAACGAUGGGAAUACGGGAUACAAGUACAAAGCUCGGUGUAUACGUUGCAGAUUUUGUAACGAGGUGUUCGAGUUUAGGCGUCAGUUGGAAUGCCAUUUAGUAAGCAAACACUCGGAAUUGUCUGGGUACAGGUGCACGGAUUGUUUGGCCUGUUACGAGAGCGAAUCUCUACUUUCGAAGCAUCGUGCUAUGCGUCACGGAGAACGGAGAUAUCGUUGCGAACAUUGUCAAGAAGAAUUUAUCGAGAAAAGAGUACUGAGAGAACAUGUGAACGAAUGUCAAUCACACGAUACGUCGUAUUAUUUUUGCGAAUUGUGUAGCGUAACGUUUGUUUCGAAGCAAAUUCUCGUCGAACAUAUGAAAAGUCACCCUGAAAGCUCGAUCGCGUCGUUGGAAUCGGAUAUAGGGGGCUCGAAAACAAUCGACAACUCGUCGAUUCUAUCUUCAAAGGUCGUACAAGUGAAAGAAGAGCAAGAGUGUUGCUCCGUUACGGUCGCACCUUCGAACGUUGUUGCAACGUUGGAGUGUAAUCCGAGGGGAGGGAAUAGUACAAGUUCAAAUAGUAUAUUCGAAACGAAUACGAGGCAGCAGGAACAGAAGGAGGAAAAAUUCGAAAACUGUCCAGAUUGCAACGAAAAAGUGGACACGGCGGUAGAACCGAGUAUUCAUCGAAUACGUUGUAGCUCGGUAAAGAGAAAAGAUACGACGUGCCUUCUUUGCGACAAGUGUUUUCCUUCGGCCGAAGAAUACGAACGUCACGUGCUCGAUCAUUGUAAACGACUAAGAGUGUCACCGUGAUAGAAUGAAAAGGUCCCCGGUCCCCCGUUGCAUCGCACACGAUAGAAGCGAUUUAUUAUUUCGACUGGUCGAAUUGCACCGUUCGAAUUCCCUUGUAGAGAAAAUUGUUUGUCCAAGAGAUAUCUAUAAAAUAGUAUUGCGCGCGUGCAUGUUAGCAUUACGCAGAUUCUUCGAAAUUUCCUAUUAUAUGAAAUAAGCAAAAAAAAAAAAAGAAAUUGUUUUUACCCGCCUAAUAAAAACAAAUAAAUC